UCCGGUGGCUCCGAGCCCGCCGUAGGAGCGCUGCCCAGCACUUCUUGGGGGGGCUCUUCCGGGCCUGCCUGUCCCCCUUUUCUCGUUCACGAACCCGAGCCCGCACUCUUCCAACCAUGUCUGACGGCGCCGCCGAGAAGCAGAGCGGCACUCCGGGCUUCCUUUCGCCUCCGGCGCCCGUCCCCAAGAAUGGCUCAAGCUCCGAUUCCUCCGUGGGCGAGAAGUUGGGGGCCACGGUCGCCGACUCCGGCAUUGGCAGAACCGAGGAAUACCGGCGCCGCCGUCACACUAUGGACAAGGACAGCCGUGGGGCGGCCGCCACCACCACCCCGACGGAGCACCGCUUCUUCCGCCGGAGCGUCAUCUGCGACUCCAAUGCCACCGCGUUGGAGCUGCCGGGCCUCCCCCUGUCUGUCCCCCAACCGAGUGUGCCCGCCGCCGCGGUGCCUCCGAGUGCUCCACCCGAGCCUCACCGAGAGGAAACUUUGACCGCCGCCGUCGCUUCCCAGGUGUCUCAGCAGCCCUCAGCUGCUGCCGCCCCUGGGGAACAAGCCGUUGUAGGCUCGGCCACCACGACCGUCCCCAGCAGUACCAGCAAAGACCGCCCGGUGUCCCAGCCCAGCCUCGUGGGGGGCAAAGAGGAGCCACCGCCGUCCCUAGGUGGAAGUGGCAGCGGCGGCGGCGGCGGCAGCGCUAAAGAGCAGCAGGAGGAACGGAACAUCCAGCAACAGGAUGAUAUCGAAGAGCUGGAGACCAAGGCCGUGGGCAUGUCCAAUGACGGUCGCUUUCUCAAAUUUGACAUCGAAAUCGGCAGAGGGUCCUUUAAGACGGUCUACAAAGGUCUGGACACCGAAACCACUGUGGAAGUCGCCUGGUGUGAAUUGCAGGAUCGAAAGUUAACAAAGUCUGAAAGGCAGAGAUUCAAAGAAGAGGCAGAAAUGUUAAAGGGUCUUCAACAUCCCAACAUUGUUCGAUUCUAUGACUCCUGGGAAUCCACAGUAAAAGGGAAAAAAUGCAUUGUUUUAGUGACUGAACUAAUGACAUCUGGAACACUUAAAACGUACUUAAAAAGGUUUAAAGUGAUGAAAAUCAAAGUUCUAAGAAGCUGGUGUCGGCAAAUCCUUAAAGGACUUCAGUUUCUCCACACACGAACUCCACCAAUUAUUCACCGGGACCUUAAAUGUGACAACAUCUUUAUCACCGGCCCUACAGGCUCAGUCAAAAUUGGAGACCUUGGUCUGGCAACUCUAAAGCGGGCUUCUUUUGCCAAGAGUGUGAUAGGUACUCCGGAGUUCAUGGCUCCUGAGAUGUAUGAGGAGAAAUAUGAUGAAUCCGUUGAUGUUUAUGCUUUUGGGAUGUGCAUGCUUGAGAUGGCCACAUCUGAAUAUCCAUACUCAGAGUGCCAAAAUGCUGCGCAGAUCUACCGUCGAGUGACCAGUGGAGUGAAGCCAGCCAGUUUUGACAAAGUAGCAAUUCCUGAAGUGAAGGAAAUUAUUGAGGGAUGUAUUCGUCAAAACAAAGAUGAAAGAUAUUCCAUCAAAGACCUUUUGAACCAUGCCUUUUUCCAGGAGGAAACAGGGGUACGGGUAGAAUUAGCAGAAGAAGAUGAUGGAGAAAAGAUAGCUAUUAAAUUAUGGCUCCGUAUUGAAGAUAUUAAGAAAUUAAAGGGAAAAUACAAAGACAAUGAAGCUAUUGAGUUUUCCUUUGACUUGGAGAGGGAUGUACCAGAAGAUGUUGCUCAAGAAAUGGUGGAGUCUGGGUAUGUCUGUGAAGGUGAUCACAAGACCAUGGCUAAAGCUAUCAAAGACAGGGUGUCAUUAAUUAAGAGAAAACGAGAGCAGCGGCAGUUGGUGCGAGAGGAGCAAGAAAAAAGAAAACAGGAAGAGAUCAGUCUCAGACAUCAGAACGAACAACAACCAAGUGUUUCCCAGGCAGGAAUUCAGCAGCUCUCUUCUGCUAGCACUGGCAUACCUACUGUUCCCACCACUUCUGCUUCAGUUUCUACACAAGUAGAGCCUGAAGAACCUGAGGCAGAUCAACAUCAACAGCUACAAUAUCAGCAGCCUAGUGUAUCUGUGUUAUCUGAUGGAACAGUUGACAGUGGUCAGGGAUCAUCAGUCUUCACAGAAUCUCGAGUGAGCAGCCAACAGACAGUUUCCUAUGGCUCCCAACAUGAACAGGCACAUUCUACUGGCACAGCACCGGGGCAUACAGCUUCGAGUGUCCAAGCACAAUCUCAGCCUCAUGGGGUGUAUCCGCCCUCAAGUAUGCCUCAGUCCAUGGCGCAUCCGUGUGGGGGGACCCCAACAUACCCAGAAUCACAGAUAUUUUUCCCAACUAUUCAUGAACGUCCAGUUUCUUUUUCACCACCUCCCACCUGUCCACCGAAAGUAGCCAUUUCCCAACGACGUAAGAGCACCUCCUUCCUGGAAGCCCAAACUCGCCACUUCCAACCCCUGCUGAGAACUGUUGGCCAAAAUCUUCUUCCACCUGGUGGCAGCCCAACUAACUGGACACCAGAGGCCAUAGUUAUGUUGGGUACUACAGCCAAUAGAGUAAAUAGAGAGCUAUGUGAGAUGCAGGCCCAACCUGGGUUUGAGCCAACCCAGAUGUACAGUGACUAUAGACCUGGACUAGUACUGGCAGAAGAAGCUCACUAUUUUAUUCCUCAGGAAACAGUAUAUCUAGCUGGGGUGCAUUACCAGGCCCAGGUGGCAGGACAGUAUGAGGGCAUUUUAUACAACUCACCAGUACUGUCAAGUCCUAUGAAACAAAUACCUGAACAGAAGCCAGUGCCUGGGGGCCCUGCCUCAAGUUCUGUCUUUGAAUUUCCAUCUGGACAGGCUUUCCUGGUAGGACACCUUCAGAAUUUAAGAUUAGAUUCUGGACCGAGUCCAGCAUCACCCCUCUCUAGUAUUUCUGCACCUAACAGUACAGAUGCUACACAUUUGAAAUUUCACCCUGUCUUUGUUCCUCAUUCUGCACCAGCUGUGUUAACUCAUAACAGUGAGAACAGAAGCAACUGUGUAUUUGAAUUUCAUGCUCAAACACCAAGUUCCUCUUCAGGAGAAGGAGGUGGGAUUUUACCUCAACGUGUUUACCGAAAUCAACAGGUUGCAGUGGACUCAAGUCAGGAAGAACUGCCUCCUCAGUCAGUUGGAUUACAUUGCCAUCUGCAGCCUGUUACUGAAGAACAGCGUAAUAACCAUGCCCCAGAAUUGACCAUUUCUAUGGUAGAGCCUAUGGGACAGAACUGGCCAAUAGGAAGCCCAGAAUAUUCCAGUGAUUCCUCUCAAUUCACUUCUUCAGAUCUCAGUGAUUUUCAGUCACCUCCCCCUACAGGGGGAACAGCUGCACCUUUUGGCUCUGACGUCUCAUUGCCCUUUAUUCGCCUGCCUCAGACAGUGUUACAAGAAUCCCCACUUUUCUUCUGUUUCCCUCAAGGAACCACAACUCAGCAGGUCUUAUCUGCCUCAUAUUCUUCAGGAGGAUCUACACUCCAGCCACAGGCACAGGGGCAGAGCCAGGGCCAACCAUCAAGUAACUUAGCAGGGGUUCCACCUUCACAACCUGUCCAACAUCCUCAGCAGCAACAAGGAAUACAGCCGACUGUUCCUCCUCAACAGGCAGUACAGUAUUCACUUCCACAGGCUACAUCUUCCAGUGAAAGUACUACUGCACAGCCUCAAGCUCCACAGGUUUUGCCUCAAGUAUCAGCUGGAACACAGCUUCCAGUUUCCCAGGCAGUACCAACUAUCCAAGGUGAACCUCACAUCCCAGUUUCAGCACAGCCCUCAGUUGUUCCAGUCCACUCUGGUGCUCAUUUCCUUCCUGUGGGACAGCCGCUCCCUACUUCUUUACUCCCACAGUAUCCUGUCUCUCAAAUUCCCAUAUCAACUCCUCAUGUGUCUACGGCUCAGACAGGUUUCUCAUCCGUUCCUAUAACGAUGGCUGCUGGCAUUAAUCAGCCUCUGCUCACCUUGGCUUCGUCUGCUACAGCAGCUUCAAUCCCAGGGGGAUCAACUGUAGUUCCUAAUCAGCUUCCAACCCUUCUGCAGCCUGUGAAUCAGCUGCAGAGUCAGGUUCACCCACAGCUCCUACAGCCAACAGUUCAGUCCAUGGGAAUACCAGCUAACCUUGGACAAGCUGCUGAGGGUCCAAUUCCCUCUGGAGAUGUUCUGUACCAGGGCUUCCCAUCUCGACUGCCACCUCAAUACCCAGGAGAUUCAAAUAUUGCUCCCUCUUCCAACGUGGCUUCUGUUUGCAUCCAUUCUACAGUCCUAGCCCCUCCUCCUAUGCCGACAGAAGCAUUGGCCACCCAAGGUUACUUUCCUACAGUAGUGCAACCUUAUGUGGAAUCAAAUCUUUUGGUUCCUAUGGGCAGUGUAGGAGGACAGGUCCAAGUGUCCCAACCAGCAGUGAGUUUAACGCAACAACCCCCUACUACAUCCUCCCAGCAAGCAGUUCUGGAGAGUACUCAGGGAGUCUCUCAGACUGCUCCUCCAGAACCAGCUCCAGUAACACAGUCACAACCUACCCAGCCUGUCACAUUGGUUUCAUCUGUAGACAGUGCACAUUCAGAUGUUGCUUCAGGAAUGAGUGAUGGCAAUGAGAAUGCUCCAUCAUCCAGUGGGAGGCACGAAGGCAGAACAACAAAACGUCAUUAUCGAAAGUCUGUAAGAAGUCGCUCUCGUCACGAAAAGACUGCUCGCCCAAAACUGAGGAUUUUAAAUGUUUCAAAUAAAGGAGACCGAGUAGUAGAAUGUCAAUUAGAAACUCAUAAUCGGAAAAUGGUAACAUUCAAAUUUGACCUAGAUGGUGACAACCCUGAAGAGAUAGCAACAAUUAUGGUGAACAAUGACUUUAUUCUAGCAAUAGAGAGAGAGUCUUUUGUGGCUCAAGUACGGGAAAUUAUUGAAAAAGCUGAUGAAAUGCUAAGUGAGGAUGUCAGUGUGGAGCCUGAGGGUGACCAGGGAUUGGAGAGUCUGCAAGGAAAGGAUGACUAUGGCUUUUCAGGUUCCCAGAAAUUAGAAGGAGAGUUCAAACAACCAAUUGCUGUUUCUUCCAUGCCACAGCAAAUUGGUGUUUCUAGCAGUUCUUUAACACAAGUUGUUCAUUCUGCUGGAAGACGGUUUAUAGUGAGUCCUGUGCCAGAAAGUAGGUUACGAGAAUCCAAAGUUUUCACCAGUGAAACAUCAGAUACAGUUGCUGCCUCCACAUCUCAGGGCCCUGGAAUGAACUUGUCUCACUCUGCUUCAUCCCUUAGUCUCCAGCAGGCUUUUUCUGAACUCAAACAUGCCCAGAUGACUGAAGGACCCAAUACAGCACCUCCAAAUUUCAAUCACACAGGACCAACAUUUUCUCCUUUCUUGGCUGGCAUUGCUGGUGGCCCAACUGUAGCAUCAUCCUCACCAUCAGUAUCAGUUCCUAUAACAAGCAGUCCUCUUGACAUUUCCACAUCAGUAAUGCAGUCUGAGGCUGCAUUGCCCACUGAAAAAGGCAUUGCUGGAGUUACCACCAGCACAGGUGUGAUAACUUCAAGUGGUCUUACCACAUUUUCUGUGUCUGAGUCACCAGCACUUUCCAGUGUGGUUUCCAGUUCUACAGUACCUGCAGUUGUUGCAGUGUCUACAACAUCUCAGCCAGUUCAGGCUCCCACAUCUGGGAGCAUUGUUUCUAGUACAGGCAGUUUUCCUUCUGGAACAUUUUCCACAACUUCAGCUACUACAGUGGGUAGUGUGGCUGCCCCAAAUGCUAAGCCUCCAGCUGUAUUGUUGCAACAGAUAGCAGGCAGUACUGCUGGCGUAGCCAUAGUGACAUCAGUCUCUACUAGCACUCCAUUCCCAGGCACAGCUUCACAGCCAUCUCUUCCUCUUAGUAGCAGCACCUCUGCUCCUACUUUAGCUGAAACAGUGGUCGUUAGUGCACACUCACUAGACAAGGCAUCUCACAGUAGUACGACAGGAUUGGCUUUAUCCUUUUGUGCACCAUCCUCUUCUUCCUCCUCUGGAACAGCAGUGUCUAGUUCUGUUUCUCAGCCUGGUGUGGUGCAUCCUUUGGUCACCUCAUCAGUUGUAGCUUCUACACCUGUCCUUCCCCAACCAACAGGACCUACGUCUACACCUUUAUUACCCCAAGUACCCAAUAUCCCACCCUUGGUACAACCUGUUGUUAAUGUGCCUGCUGUACAGCAAACACUCAUUCAUAGUCAGCCUCAACCAGCUUUGCUUCCCAACCAGCCUCACACUCACUGUUUAGAAAUGGAUGCUGAUACCCAAUCCAAAGCUCCUGGGAUUGAUGACAUAAAGACUCUGGAGGAAAAGCUGAGAUCUCUCUUUAGUGAACAUAGCUCAUCUGGAGCUCAGCAUGCUUCUGUUUCACUAGAUACACCUCUAGCAGUAGAGACCACUGUCACACCAGGAGUCUCCACCACUGCUGUAGCACCAAGCAAACUCAUGACUUCCACUACGAGUACUUGCUUACCACCAACCAGUUUACCAUUAGGAGCAACUGGCUUGCCAGUUAUGCCAGUGGGCACACCUGGGCAAGUUUCUACCCCAGGCACACAUGCUUCAGCCCCAGUCAGCACUGCAACAGGAGCAAAACCUGGAACAACUCCCCCAAAGCCAUCUUUAGCUAAGACUGUGGUGCCACCAGUGGGUACUGAACUUCCAGCUGGCACUCUACCCUGUGAGCAGCUGACACCUUUUCCUGGACCUUCUCUAACUCAGUCCCAGCAACCACUAGAAGACCUUGAUGCUCAAUUAAGAAGAACACUCAGUCCAGAGACUAUUACAGUGACGUCUGCAGUUGGUCCUGUGUCCACGAUGGCUUCAACGGCAGUUACAGAAGCAGGAACACAGCCUCAAAAGGAUGGCACUGAAGGCCAUGUCCUAGCAACUAGUUCAGGAGCUGGUGUUGUUAAGAUGGGACGGUUUCAGGUUUCAGUUACAAUGGAUGAUGCUCCGAAAGAGCGUAAAAAUAGGUCAGAAGAUACAAAGUCGGUUCAUUUUGAAUCUAGCACAUCAGAGUCAUCAGUUCUUUCAAGUAGUAGUCCAGAGAGUACCCUGGUAAAGCCAGAGCCUAAUGGAAUAACUAUCCCUGGCAUGUCCUUAGAUGUGCCAGACAGCACCCACCAAACACCUGCCCCAGAAGCCAAGUCAGAAACAGAGCAGCCUACCAAGGUUGGACGUUUUCAAGUGACAACUACAGCAAACAAAGUGGGUCGUUUCUCUGUUUCAAGAACCGAGGACAAGGUCACAGAGCUCAAAAAAGAGGGACCAGUGACCUCUCCUCCUUUCAGAGAUUCAGAACAAACGAUUAGUCCUGCUGUGAUACCAAAGAAGGAGAAGCCUGAGCUGGCAGAGCCUUCCCAUCUGAAUGGGCCCUCUUCUGACCUGGAGGCUGCCUUUCUCAGUAGGGGUACAGAGGAUGGCUCCGGUAGUCCACACUCUCCCCCUCACUUGUGUUCCAAGAGUCUUCCCAUCCAGAGUCUAAGCCAGAGCCUUAGUAAUUCAUUCAACUCCUCUUACAUGAGUAGUGACAAUGAGUCGGACAUUGAAGAUGAAGACUUAAGGUUAGAACUGCGACGACUACGAGAAAAACAUCUUAAAGAGAUUCAGGACCUGCAAAGUCGCCAGAAACAUGAAAUUGAAUCUCUGUAUACCAAACUGGGCAAGGUUCCCCCUGCUGUCAUUAUUCCGCCAGCUGCUCCUCUGUCAGGGAGAAGAAGGCGACCUACUAAAAGCAAAGGCAGUAAAUCUAGUCGCAGCAGCUCCUUGGGCAAUAAAAGCCCACAGCUUUCAGGUAACCUGUCUGGUCAGAGUGGAACUUCAGUCAUACACCCCCAGCAGACUCUUCACCCCCCGGGCAACACCCCAGAGACUGGGCACAACCAGCUGUUACAGCCUCUUAAGCCAUCUCCUUCCAGUGACAACCUCUAUUCAGCCUUCACCAGUGAUGGUGCCAUUUCAGUACCAAGCCUUUCUGCUCCAGGUCAAGGCUGUGCGAAGUUUAACUGUGCAUCUGAGCAGGUGACAUUCAAACCUGGUGGCAGGAGGACCCGAUUUCUGAGUACGCCCUGCUUGGCUCUUUGGAAGAUGGUGAAAAAAGUCUGUCCUUGCAACCAGCUCUGUAUGUGCCCUCCAGCUGAACCGAAAUCAGGGACCAGCAGCACAAACACCGUUGGGGGAACAGUGAGUAGCCAGGCUGCCCAGGCUCAGCCACCUGCCAUGACUUCCAGUAGGAAGGGCACAUUCACAGAUGACUUGCACAAGUUGGUAGACAACUGGGCCCGAGAUGCCAUGAAUCUUUCAGGCAGGAGAGGCAGCAAAGGACACAUGAAUUAUGAGGGCCCUGGAAUGGCAAGGAAGUUCUCUGCUCCUGGGCAGCUGUGCAUUUCCAUGACCUCAAACCUGGGUGGCUCAGCCCCCAUCUCUGCAGCAUCUGCUACCUCUCUAGGUCACUUCACCAAGUCCAUGUGCCCUCCACAGCAGUAUGGUUUUCCAGCUGCCCCAUUUGGCACUCAGUGGAGUGGAACAGGUGGUCCAGCACCACAGCCACUUGGCCAGUUCCAGCCUGUAGGAACUGCUUCCUUGCAGAAUUUCAACAUCAGCAAUUUGCAGAAGUCCAUCAGCAACCCCCCAGGUUCCAACCUGCGGACCACUUAGUCAGACGUGAAGAUGUUAACUGCAUAGAUUUGGGGGCAGGAGAUGGAAUGCUGGGGGUUGGGGGGGUUGGGGAAGUAGCCUAUAUACUAACUACUAGUGCUGCAUUUAACUGGUUAUUUCUUGCCAGAAGGGAAUGUUUUUAAUACCAUUUUGAGCCCUUAGAAUGGAGAACCACCCUCCCUCUCCAUUUGUUGGAGUUCAAAAAGAAAAGAGCAGCUUUUUCUGGUGGAGGGGCUGCCUGAGUCUGCUUUCCUGUUUCUGUACCCACCAGUAAGGCCUAGGGCUAGAAGAGAGCCUUGUUACCAGAAUGCCCCAAGAGCUCAAUGUAAGCUAAACCCAGUAUGUAUCUGUAAGUGGGUAGAGCUCUUAAUUUUGACAUUUGCCCCGAAUUCCUUACUCCCACAAGAAUGCACACCUUAAAACAAGAAGGUUCUCGCCCACUCUGAUCCCUACCCCCACUUUCUUUUUUUCCUUUAUAACCUAGUGAAAAAUAUCAGGGGACUGGGGUUGCAACCCUUUCUUGAAUAGGUCAUUAAUGCUUUAAGCAAGAUAUUAGCAGCUUUGACUGCAGCAUUAGCAAUUAGGGAAAACAAUGACGUUCCCUGAGGACAUGUAACUUUGCCAUCAGUUUUGAUGUGGAAACACUGUGAUAUAUAAAUGUUGUUGGACAACAUUAGUUUUAAGAGUAAAAUUUGAAAGGUUUAAAAGGUUCACACACACAAAAAAAGCUAGCUCUGUCCUUUACUUAUUAAGACACUUUAACUUUUUCCUUUGUAUUUCCAUUGUAUUAGAUAAAUAAAUGUGAAUGUAAAAUUGUAUAAAUUACUGUACUUGAAUACUUCUGUUCUCCCAGUAUUGCUUGCUGGAUAUUUUAGUGCCUUGGACUUCUAUUGCUUCUGCUGUUAGCAUCAACUUACCAGACCCCAGGUCACCAAAGGGUAUGUGGAAAGAAAUCUUAGGUCCAUAUGACCCCAGCAGUGGAUAUGCCAAAGGGAAAAUGAAAGUGGGUUUUUUUGUUGUUGUUUCAUUUUGUUUUGUUUUGUUUUGUUUUUUUCAAUCGUUCAACAGUUUUGCCUAGAGCAGGUGUGAGAUGAGCACAGUGAGAAGUUGGCAUCAGAGGUUGAAAACAAAGUUCUGUUUCAGAAAGAGUGAGGGGGUUGUGAGCCAUGUGAAGGACAAGGACUGGAGACAUGGGGACAAGCUUGUUAGAAGUGAUGCCCGGCCAGUGAACAAACAAAACCUAGAAGAAAUUCAACAAAAAUGAGAUGGGAGUGGGCUAGGUUCUGAGUUGGGAAGGAUGACAGUGCCAAUCGCAGAUGGAAAAGGUUGCUCUACGGAAACCUGCUUGGUUGCCCUCCCCUCUCGUACAUGUACCACACAUUUCUCCACUUGACGUACUGUAUUGUGGAAAACAGACCCACUUCUGACCCCUUUCUUCUGCAAUGUCCAAAUGGUCGCACAGUCACAAUCUAUGUGCCACCUGUACUUCUAUAUUAGAACUAAUACUCUCACAUUUUUAUACCCAUAUCCCCAAGUAACUGCAACCAACCAGUAUUAUCUAGUGCUAUGCCUAGUUUUAAUGGGCAGUUUUCUGUCAAUACUGACUUAAUUGGCUGUUUGGGAUCUAAAUACUCUGAGAAAGUGGAGGGAGAAGUAGAAGUCCUCAUUUCUUGGGUGCUUCCUCCUUGGCCUUGAGUUGGGAAUUGACACAUUUCCAACCUCAGGACACAUCCCAGGAGUUACACACUAGACAGAGCCUGGCUACCUGCACCUUUCUUCCUUUAAGAGUCCCAUUCUUUUUAAGUUGGUCUAGGCCAAAAGAUACACAUGACAGCUGAAAGUUUUAGGAGAGGGAGGUGGGAAAAGUAUGGUUUUUGUUUCAGGUCCUGCUACCAAAGUGUUGGCUCAUUUAUUCCUGUUCGGAGAGGGUUAAGAGGUGCUGUGGAAAUGAAACUGGUUGUAGGAUGGAUAAGAGUACUUUGUACUGUGGUAGAGGGAGCCAGAUGCAGCAUGUGUUGUUGGUUUUGGUUUUAGUCAUUUUGAGGUCUUUUCCCCCAUUCACAAAAGUUUAUUUACUGAAUUUUUUUUUUUUUUGCCCUCCUGUGGAUGAAAUAACUGAAGCCUAGAGGAACGAGCUAGUGCUACUGAACUGUUUAAAUUAUUUUUGUGUUAAUAGUACACUUUGAGUAUCUUUUUUCCACAUUUAAAAAGAACUUUCUGAAUUAUAAAUGUUUUCCUUACGUUAUUUAACAAUGUACUGUUGAAAACUGAAUUCAAACCUUGGGGUUUCUCAGCAGCCGUUAACUGUACAUUUGCACUAACUCUGGGUGUUGCGCUUCUUGUAAGAUUGCGCUUUGUGCUUCAGUUUGUUACCUUUGUAGACUUAUUUAAUGAAACCAUUCAAAUAAACCAAACUUGCUUUUGUUGA
Peromyscus leucopus (white-footed mouse) is the source of this 11097-nucleotide messenger RNA. RefSeq names its product WNK lysine deficient protein kinase 1 (gene Wnk1). Lineage: Eukaryota; Metazoa; Chordata; Mammalia; Rodentia; Cricetidae. The record is from RefSeq and is a predicted model, not a curated record. Gene Ontology annotation, cellular component: cytosol; cytoplasm. Gene Ontology annotation, molecular function: ATP binding; protein serine/threonine kinase activity; chloride channel inhibitor activity. The coding region runs from base 117 to 8669 and encodes 2850 amino acids. Gene Ontology annotation, biological process: positive regulation of potassium ion import across plasma membrane; protein phosphorylation; negative regulation of sodium ion transport. The transcript has 32 exons.